This is a messenger RNA of Danio aesculapii, 1178 nucleotides long. RefSeq names its product glutathione S-transferase kappa 1-like. Lineage: Eukaryota; Metazoa; Chordata; Actinopteri; Cypriniformes; Danionidae. The record is from RefSeq and is a predicted model, not a curated record. The transcript has 10 exons. Gene Ontology annotation, biological process: glutathione metabolic process. Gene Ontology annotation, molecular function: glutathione peroxidase activity; glutathione transferase activity. Bases 268 to 978 code for a protein of 236 amino acids. Gene Ontology annotation, cellular component: mitochondrion; peroxisome.
UGCCUCACAGCAAGAAGGUUGCUGGUUUGAGCCUCGACUGGGUCAGUUGGCAUUUCUGUGUGGAGUUUGCAUGUUCUCCCCGCGUUCAUGUGGGUUUUCUCCGGGUGCUCCAGUUUCCCUCACAGUCCAAAGACAUGCGGUACAGGAUAAUUGGAUGAUCAGUUCUGGAAAGGUGAUCAAGUUGUUCUAUGAUAUUUGCUCUCCUUACUCCUGGCUGGCAUUUGAGGGAACCAGCCCCCUGGAUUAAACCCUAAUCAGCUCAUCUACAUGACUUCAGAUCUGACGCUGCUGUCUCAGUACUUCAGUCAUAUGUCCAGUUCCAGAAAAGUGGUUGAAUUUUUCUAUGAUGUUGUCUCUCCUUAUUCUUGGCUGGCAUUUGAGGUGCUGUGUCGCUACAAAAAUGUUUGGAACAUUGACCUUAAAUAUAAACCGGCCUUUUUAGGUGGAGUUUUUAAAGGUUCAGGUAACAUUGAACCUGGAUCAGUUGAUAAUAAGCAGCGGUACUUGCUCGCAGAUCUGAAACUGAUGUCUGAGUACUACGGGGUCCUUAUGAAUCCACCUCCAGUUUUUAACAAAGAAACCUUGCUUGCAAUGCGCUUUGUGACUGCUAUAGCAGAGAAAAACCAAGAGGAAAAUGUGUUGGUGGAGAAGGUUUCUAGAGAGCUCUGGAAACGAGCAUGGCAAAACAAUCUGGACAAUACCCAGGCUCCCUCACUCAUUGAGGCAGGAUUACUGGCAGGUCUCUCAGCCAAUGAGGGAAAAGAAAUGCUGACCAUUGCCAACUCUCAGCCAAUUAAAGACAAGCUGAAGAGUGUCACACAUGAAGCCCUGGAGAAAAAUGCCUUUGGUCUUCCAUUCAUUGUGUGCCAUUUUAAUGGGAAGGUUGAGGUUUUCUUCGGUUGUGACAGAUUUGAGCUCAUAGCUCAUCGCAUCGGGGAGAAGUGGGUGGGGCCUUGUCCAAUCAAGACCACAAUGUGAUGCUUCUGCUCCAUACUGCAUACAUUUCUUUAUCCGAUACAGUGGCAACAGAAAAUCAUCAUACCCUGUGAAUCCUUUAGGAUGAAGUUGUAGAAGGCACAGGUCAGGAGAAGGCUACAAAAACAUGUCAAAGACUGGAAAAGUUAUUUGAAAUGUGAUUUGAUUUCAGGCUGUAUGACAAAUAAAGUCAGUAUUUCAAA